Molecule: messenger RNA, 1530 nt
Organism: Drosophila eugracilis
Lineage: Eukaryota; Metazoa; Arthropoda; Insecta; Diptera; Drosophilidae
Exons: 1
Coding region: 172-1299 (375 amino acids)
Biological process (GO): cytoskeleton organization
Molecular function (GO): protein binding
Source: RefSeq, a predicted model, not a curated record
UGAGCACAUCAAAAUCAUUACUAAAUUUCAAGCUUUAUUUUUUGGAUUUUUUUUUUUUAUUUUAAAUUUUUUGACAAAUUUUCGUGAGUUAUCGCCGAAUAUUUGCACGGUUUUUACAUUGAGAAGUGAUAUACUGUUGUGGCCCUUCUAAUUUAUACCGCUAAUACCGAGAUGGUUAACCGGCUAACAGAGCAAAUGGUUGAGGCCAAGUCGAAGUGUUCCGAUUAUCGCAAAGUCGUGAAGCUCAAUGCCUGGGGUGGCGAGCUAGAGGACAUUACCAUCUGUUUGAGGAUGCCGCUCUUGGAAGUCUUGGCCCUCAGCGUUAACAAGAUCAAAACUCUGAGCAGUUUGCAGAAUUGUUACAAUCUGAAGGAGCUCUAUUUACGCAAGAACGAGAUCGAGAGCUUUGAGGAGUUGUGUUUCCUGUCCAAAGCCCGGUCAUUGACCUCGCUCUGGAUAGCGGAUAACCCAUGCUCAGAAGCUGCCGGUGACAAUUAUCGGGCCUGUGUGCUGCGCAAGUUGCCGAAACUUAAGAAGCUGGACAAUGUAGAUGUAUCCGAUCAGGAGCUGGAAGCCGCCCUGCGAAACGAGUAUUUCCCGAGUAUGACCAAUGCCAAUGCUGCUGAUUCUGCCUCCAUUCCCAUUGAGGAGUUCGGUGGUAGGGGCAGGUCCCGUCUAGAACGCAUGGAAAGGGAUCAGGCGGAAGAUGAGAUCGUACGGAACCGAGAACGCGAUCUGCGUUGUAGGCAGCGGGAUGUGCAGCGGCAGCGGGAUGUGCAGCGGCAGCGGGAUGUGGAGCGGCAGCGGGAUGUGCAGCGGCAGCGGGAUGUGCAGCGGCAGCGAGUGGUCAGGAACGCUGGCGCAGAUUUCACGGAGCUUGAUGUUUCUGGCCUAAGCAGGAGUCGAUCGACUUCGCCCUGUCGAAAUGCUGCACCUGUCCUUCGUGGACUUCAAAGCCAGCCGUUUCAGCAGUGUCCAAGCGGAGGAGCCUAUAGAUCCUCUGCCGUUUCGGGAGCCGCUGCUGCCUUAAGGAUGGCCCAUAACCACCUGGACGCCGUUAAUGCCAGAAGCCAUGAUGUCUAUUCCAUCCCCACCGGUAACGGAAGUUUUAUUCCCGAAAUGAUUACUUGUGUAACGCCUCAGGAGACGUAUUAUUCCGGGAAUGUUGAAUAUUUAGAUCAGCGAAGCAAUCGUCAAAGUAAUAUCCUCUCCGCCGCAUUCUGCCUUAUCCGAGAAAUGGACUCAAUCGCACUGCAGGCCCUUAGUGAAGCCAUCCACGAUCAAAUCUAUAAUCAAUAGAUGAACCUUGUAAAUUCCAUCGGUCGAUAUAUAGAAUAUUUUCAAAAUUGUUAUUCGUUCUCCGAGGCUGAUCCGGUCAAAUUGGCUCUCCUUGACAAGGAAGCCAAUGACAAGUCGUCAGUAAAGCCGCAUCUGGUGUUUACCCAUUGCUUUUAAUAUAUAUACAAAUUUAUUUGUAGAUACCUUUAUUUUAUGCACUUAUGACAAUAAUUAAAAUAUUUCAAAAAGUCA